AUGAAGGUGCUCAUGCAGCGCGUGACCAGCGCCUCCGUGCGCGUGGAGGGAAAAGUGGUGGGCGAGAUUGGCAAGGGACUGCUGUGCUUCGUGGGAAUCGGACACGACGACACGGAGGACGACGCAGAGUGGUGCUGCCGCCGCCUGCUGAACGCUCAUCUGUGGCCUGACGAGUCGGACCGCGCGUGGAAGACGUCGCUGAAGAGCAAUGGCUACGAAGUGCUGGUGGUGAGCCAGUUCACGCUGCACGGCCAGUUCGCAGGCAACAAGCCCGACUUCCACCUCGCCAUGGGUCCUGGGCCGGCAAAGGAGUUCUACGACGCAUUCUGCGACCGUGUGCGUCGUGAGCACGUACCCGAGAAGGUGGCGGAGGGUGUCUUCGGUGCCUACAUGGAAGUGUCCAUUGUGAACGAUGGACCGGUGACGAUGCAGAUCAACUCCAAGGACCGAAAACCCGCCAAGAUCUAGAGGACUUGGACGUGGUUCCUAGACUGUGUAUCAAUGCACAUAUAUAGACCAAGUGGGGUCUUCAAGCCACAUGCC
This is a messenger RNA of Phytophthora sojae, 543 nucleotides long. RefSeq lists its product as hypothetical. Gene Ontology annotation, cellular component: cytoplasm. The coding region runs from base 1 to 468 and encodes 155 amino acids. Gene Ontology annotation, molecular function: D-tyrosyl-tRNA(Tyr) deacylase activity. The record is from RefSeq and is a predicted model, not a curated record. The transcript is spliced from 4 exons. Gene Ontology annotation, biological process: tRNA metabolic process. Lineage: Eukaryota; Oomycota; Peronosporomycetes; Peronosporales; Peronosporaceae.